Messenger RNA from Osmia bicornis bicornis, 1138 nucleotides. RefSeq lists its product as uncharacterized. The record is from RefSeq and is a predicted model, not a curated record. NCBI's taxonomy places the organism in Eukaryota, Metazoa, Arthropoda, Insecta, Hymenoptera, Megachilidae. Bases 1 to 1032 code for a protein of 343 amino acids. The transcript has 3 exons.
AUGAUGUGUAAUGUCCACAACAUCAUCGGUGAAGAAAAUAUUAUAUCACAGCAACAGGGAGUAUUUGAAUCGCGCGAUAAGUCACAUGCCGAUUCGAAUUUGAAUUUCUCAUACAUCGUCGUGUUUAGUAAAUUAAGCCACGACCUUCGACAGAGUUUCUUACAGUUUCAAUGCUGUUCGCUAUCAUAUUGUCAAGUUGACGGUCACGUAUUCAAGACGUUUCCAAUAAACUCGUUAUAUGGAGGACGCAAUUACAUCAUGAAUCAUAUCGCACAGGUAUUGAACACGAAAUUCAAGUCACCAACACAAAAGGAGAUACUGUCUUCCGAAAGCACUAAAUCGCCAAGGAUAUUCCACUGCGGCUCGUGGAGGUCUAAAAUGCUCGUUAAGGUGAAAGAAUGCCGGGAUGCGAUUAAAAACAUGAUUACCUUCGACAAGUUACCAAACACCAUAGAAACUGCACAACGAACUAUCGUGAACGGUGCAUCCUUCUCUUCCAAUGUGUCGAGACAUAAAAAAACAUCCUCGUUACCGGACGUCAUCACAUUCAGUAGCGUCGCGUUGAAGGAUGAAGAGUACGAUAAUGAAGAGAAUCUAACGAGUAACUCGACGUUGAAUUCGAACGAGAAAGAAGUGAACACAUCCGCAGAGGUGAACGACACGGUGGAUCGCUUUACGACGAGCCACGACACGACCAACAACUCAUUGAAAUCGUUCCUGCUGUUAGAGAAGCAAGUAAUGGAAGAAUAUCUAGACGAGAAAGAGGCAUUUACGAUCAAGAAGAAAAUAUCGGCCGAGCCGUUUCUUUCUUACGCCGAAGGAGCCGCGGAGUUUGUUUGGGCCGACGACAAGGAGAACAACGUCCCGUACAGAGUUUGGAACUCCGAGGAACAUGUGAACUGUACGGAUAUUGAUUUUGAGAAUCCGCACAUGAACUCGACGUUCAGCGAAUAUUCGGAAGCUACCAAAACUCGUACAUCAUCUCCGAUUCAAAAUUGGAAUUCUGGUUUCGAAAAUCAUUUCUCAAUAUGAAUUUAUAUGUUAAUCUUCUAUUCAUUGGAAUAUUUUUAUUUAUUGAACAUCAUGUACGAUUCACUUUCAAUUUGAUGCAAUAAAGUUUUCUGUAAAUUAAACGAGA